This is a messenger RNA of Oryza brachyantha (malo sina), 1208 nucleotides long. RefSeq names its product ubiquitin receptor RAD23d-like. Gene Ontology annotation, molecular function: protein tag activity; ubiquitin protein ligase binding. The coding region runs from base 46 to 828 and encodes 260 amino acids. The record is from RefSeq and is a predicted model, not a curated record. The transcript has a single exon. Gene Ontology annotation, cellular component: nucleus; cytoplasm. NCBI's taxonomy places the organism in Eukaryota, Viridiplantae, Streptophyta, Magnoliopsida, Poales, Poaceae. Gene Ontology annotation, biological process: modification-dependent protein catabolic process; protein ubiquitination.
UCGUGGUCGUGGCUCGCUAGCUUCUUGUGUGAUUAUCUGUUCAAGAUGAGCACUGUCACGUGCGAGGUGGAGCCGUCGGCCGGGGCGGUGGCGGUGCUCCGGUCAAACAGCGCCGUCGACUCGGCCUCGGCUUCGUCGGCGCCGGCAACGGGAAGCGGAUUGGGUUUUGGGGCCGGAGAUUCCCCGCCUGGCGCCGGGAUGCAGAUUUUCGUGAAGACGGUGACGGCCGGGGCGCUCGCGCUCGAGGUGAACCCGUCGGACACCGUCGGCGAGGUCAAGGCCAGGAUCCAGGCUAAGGAGGGCAUCCCGGCGGAGCAGCAGCGGCUCAUGUUCGCCGGCAGGCACCUCGACGACGGCCUCACCCUCGCCGAGUACGGCAUAAGGAAGGAGGCCAACCUGCACAUCGCCCUCCGCCUCCGGGGAGGCGCCGGCGGCGGCGGCUGGGGUGCCCCCCGCCGGGCAACCGCCAUCGGACUCUUCGUCACCAUGAUUUCGCUCGCCGCGGCGGUGAACGCCGGUGACCCUGCCGCUGCCGCCAUCAAGAUCUUCUUUCUUUUUGCCCUCGCGGUCGCCGGCGUGAACCUGAUCACGGCCGGCGUUUUCCUGGUGAGCAGAGGCGAAGCCCGGAGCUGCACCGUGCUAACCGAUGCAGCCGCCUUCGCUCGCCGGAAUUUCGCCGUGUUCGGUACGAUCGCCGCGUCGUCGGCGGCAACCGGGAUCAUUUUUAGCACCACGCAUCCGGUGCUCUGCUUUUUGCUGUUUGUUAUGUUUAUUUGCUCUGUUUCUAUGGUCACAAUUCGUGUGAGCUUCACAAACCGUGACUGCUAAUGGGCAUCAUCUUUGCCGAGGUGGGCUUAGCCCAAUUAGUUAGAUUACUUUAAGGUGAAACCAACUCACUCGGGUUUAAAUCAGCUCAGUCUUCGAAUGUACUCGUUAAGUUCAUACAUUACGUUACGAGCGUCUGCGUUUGUAAUAAGUAUCUGAAAAAAAGUCUUAUACAUAUUAGCCUUUCUUUUUCUUCCUCAGUUUUUCUUCAAAUCUACAGUUAUUGCUUCAAGUCAAUAUGGAGAAGUAAUAAAUCAAGCCAGCAAUUAAGAGGCUAAAAACCUCGCCGUCGUGAUCAACUGAUCAUCGUCUUGUCUAGUUGGACUAUAUGAGAAUGUAUGUGUCUGUAAUAGAUGCAUAUGGCCUGAAUUAAUUAUUUGCUA